AUGGGAGACGAGAAAAACGUACAUGCAUUGAAAGACAAGAAACAGAACUACAAGCAAAGAGUAGCAAAGCCCGAGCCAGUAAUUCGAUGUAAGUACUGCGGAAAAGACCACAUUAAGGGAUCUGAUCAUUGUCCAGCUUACGGCAGAUUUUGCAGUAAAUGUAAUCAGAAAAAUCAUUAUGCAGCAGUGUGCAAGAAUGGGAUGCAGCCAGCAAAACAUUAUUCCAAACAUAGGAAACCAAGAAAUCGUCAGAUUCAUCAGAUCGAAGAAAGUAAAGAAGACAGUGAUGACAACUUUUUCAUGUACUCACUUGACUCGGGAAAAGAAGAUGACUGGACGGUGCAAUUACUAGUCAAUGAUGCAAAACCCAUUAACUUUAAAAUUGAUACUGGUGCUCAGUGCAACGUUAUGAGUUUAAAAGCCUGUCAAGAUGCCAACAUCAAAAUGAAACAAUUGACGCGGAGUAAUAACAAAAUAGUCUCGUAUUCAGGCCAUGCAGUGAAAGCCUGUGGAAAAGUUCAAACCUUGGUGAGACACAAGGACCAAUAUUUUCUCAUGGAAAUUCAGAUAGUUGAUGAAAACGUUCAGCCCAUACUCGGAUUGAAAUCCAGCUUAGAUAUGAACUUAGUGAAUCGUGUGUACACAGUGAACAGAAAUCAAAGUACUGAAAGUGUAGAAGGACUACUCAAUGAAUAUGAUCAUUUGUUCCACGGAAUCGGAUGUUUACCUGGAAAGUACGACAUCAAAGUUGAUCACCGUGUUAAACCAGUAGUAGCACCACCCAGAAGAAUACCUCACACUUUGAAAGACAAAGUACGUGAAGAACUCCAAAGAAUGGAAUCCAUGAAAAUUAUCUCAAAAGUGAAAACUCCAACUCGUUGGGUUAGCCCCAUAGUAGUAGUGAAGAAACCUAGCGGCAAAGUUAGAAUUUGUCUGGAUCCUAGAGAACUGAAUAAAGCUAUAUUAAGAGAACAUUACCCUCUAAAGACUGUCGAAGAAGUUGCUGCAAGCUUGAAACAAGCGAAACACUUCACAACAAUGGAUGCAGCCUCAGGAUUCUACCAAAUACAGCUGACCGAGGAGAGUUCUUGGCUCACAACGUUUAAUACCCCCUUUGGCAGAUACAAGUUUGAAAGACUUCCUUUCGGGAUAUCUUCAGCACCGGAAGUGUUUCAGAGGGCGAUGUCUCAAGUGUUUGAAAAUCAGCCAUGUGAAGUCAUAGUAGAUGACAUUUUGAUAUGGGCAGAUAGUGAACAAGAGAACUUAGAGAAACUACGGCAAAUACUGAAGAGAGCUAAUGAUCUUGGAUUACGCUUCAAUAAGGACAAGUGUAAAGUCAACAAGAAAGAAGUUGAAUAUGUUGGACAUAUUUUCAGUGCAGAAGGUGUAAAGCCCAGUGACGACAAGAUCAAAGCAAUUUUGACAAUUCCAACACCAGAAAAUAAGAAGGAGUUGCAGCGAUUCAUGGGAAUGAUAAACUUUUUGGGCAAGUUCAUUCCAAAUCUGUCAGCACGAAAUCAACCACUGAGACAGUUGUUGGAAAAUGAAGUAGACUGGCACUGGGACGAGGCCCAAGAGAGAGCCUUCAAUGACUUAAAGGAAGCAAUCACCUCAACUCCUACACUGAAAUACUUUGAUGUCAGUGAUGACAUCACAUUAUCCGUAGAUGCAUCAUCUUUUGGAUUAGGUGCUUGCAUCAUGCAAAGAGAGCAACCGGUGGCUUACGCAUCUAGAGCCUUGAAUACAGCUGAGAGAAAUUAUGCACAAAUUGAAAAAGAGAUGCUUGGAAUUGUGUAUGGACUACAGAAGUUCAAUGAAUAUGUGUAUGGAAAAACUGUUUUAGUCGAAACUGAUCACAAACCACUAGAGAGCCUAUUCAAGAAACCCUUAUCCAGUGCACCACCUCGACUACAACGGAUGAUGUUAAAAGUCCAGCAACAUGACAUAGUAGUGAAAUACAAAGCUGGCAAGGAACUUUAUAUUGCGGACACAUUGUCUAGAUCCAAAAGUGAAACUAAAAAAGACCCACUUCUCAUGAAACUAAAGGAUACAGUUCUACAGGGAUGGCCGACAAACAAGAGAGACUUGGAUAGGGAACUUACUCCCUAUUGGAAUUUUAGAGAUGAAAUCAGCAUUGUAGAUGGCUUAUUGUUGAAAGGAGACCGCAUUAUUACACCAGAGAAGCUUCGACCAGAGAUGUUGAAAAUCCUACACAGCAGUCACCUGGGACAAGAGAAAUGCAUACAAAGAGCGAAGUCAACACUGUUUUGGCCAGGGAUUACUACACAGCUGAAAGACUUGAUAGAACAGUGUAAUAUCUGCAACCGAUACCGAAACUGUCAACAGAAGGAGCCAAUGAUAUCACAUGAGAUCCCAGGAUAUCCAUGGCAGAAAGUGGCAGCAGACAUUAUGUUUUUCGGAAACGCAAGAUAUCUCAUAACAGUUGAUUACUUCUCAAAGUUCAUUGAAGUGAAUCGCUUACCAGAUGGGAAAGCUGCUACAAUUAUUAACAUACUGAAACAGCAUUUCGCACGACAAGGAAUCCCUGAGGAGUUCAUCAGCGACAAUGGACCUGAGUUUGCAAACCAUGAAUUCCGACAAUUUGCUAAGGAAUAUGACUUCCAACAUACAACAUCAUCGCCGAGAUACCCACAGAGCAAUGGUAUGGCUGAAAGAGCUGUUCAGACAAUCAAAAACAUUUUCAGAAAAGCCUAG
This is a messenger RNA of Magallana angulata, 2715 nucleotides long. RefSeq lists its product as uncharacterized. Gene Ontology annotation, molecular function: nucleic acid binding. The transcript has 2 exons. Lineage: Eukaryota; Metazoa; Mollusca; Bivalvia; Ostreida; Ostreidae. The record is from RefSeq and is a predicted model, not a curated record. The coding region runs from base 1 to 2715 and encodes 904 amino acids. Gene Ontology annotation, biological process: DNA integration.